GGGCAGCGAACACGGGGUGAUGGGCCCCCUCCUCCCGCCAGAGGUGCCGGUGCAGGAAGGAGCUGGGAGCUGCAGAGAGAGGCGGGAUCCUGUGCCAGGAGCUGUGCGUUUUCCCACAGUGGAAAACGGACGAGCUUCCCCGGGGAAUGCGGCUCCAUGAGACUUUAAUCAGCAGAACAGCUGCUUCCUGCCAUUAUCCUAUUAAACACGCAGCCUGAGCCUCUCACCGAGCGAUCUCUCUGCUCCCGUCCCGGCAUCGCCUACCUCUUCACACUCUCCACAACUCCAGCUGCGGCCCGAAGCCGGGCAUGACAAGGGCCACUGCCGGCUGAACGCUCCAGGAGGGCAGAUGGCCUUCCCAUAAGAGGUAUCCGAUUCAGCAUGUCUAACUCUGAAGGUGCCCCCGCUGUACCCACUUUGCUGCACCCUGCCGCCAGGACUUUAACAAUCAGAGGGAUUCGUGGGCAGGCGGCUGAAGGCAGAUGUUUGGAGACAGUAGCAGAUUGCAAGAAGGUGCACAGCUCCCUCAACAAGGUUACUGCUUGUUAUCGGCAGCUGGUUCUGUGUGUUGGGGGCACAUCGGACUGUACGAGGCUGAGGGAAGAAUUGGAGGAGAGCAGAAAGAAAGCCUUUGAGUUAAGCACGGAUCUGAGGAACACAAUGAUGGUACUGCUAAUGGAACAGGAAGUGAGUCAGGAGGAACGUGUGGAGCUGGAACGUACAUGGGUGCUCUUUCUCUCCACCCUAGAGCUCUUCCAGCAAGACUUAUGCAAAGCCCACCACUUAUGUCAACUCUUUCCCUUGCACGGACGGCGUAAGAGGCUUAUCAACACCGGCGUAACGGGCAAGACUACUGAAGUUGCCUACAGGGCCCGUAACAUCAAGUCACCAGGUAGCAGAGUUCGGGAAAACCAACAACGAUCAGAACGGCCUUGUUCUCCAGACCUUGCUGAUCAGAUUGAACACAUGGAAAGGAUGCUUCAUGAUAUGCAGAUGAAAGUAAGCAUCCCCAUAUGGACUGUAGAGGCUACUGAGGAGGCCUGGGCAGAGGUCACCUCUACUUGUGACCUUGAUGAGGGCUCUGAUAAUGAGAUCCUUGCUGGAGAGGACAUGUCGAGCAGGGGAUGUUGUGCACAUGGACAGUCACUACCCCGGCCUCUGUGUAUGGUGUCCUAACCCUUGCCGUUCAAAUGAUUACUGAAGAGGUACAAACAAUGCUUGAGAAACCUCCAAGUUGCACACAAGUAUAUGGCGUACAAACAAGCAUUACCCGAGAAGGGAGUCAGGCUUCACUUUUGCAAAUAUCCUGCUUUGCAGUUGUGUUACUAAAUGACAGGCAAGUGUCAUGCAGUCUAGCAAAAAUAAAAUACCAGACAUGAUAGCAGAGGCUAACAAUGCAUGUGUCAGUUUGUCCAUCAUAGAAAUCAGGCCUGCCUUUUGAUCCCAUCUGUUCUAUGUGAAGUAUUGCGCAAGAACAGGAGUGGGG
Spea bombifrons (plains spadefoot toad) is the source of this 1486-nucleotide messenger RNA. Its product is annotated as regulator of G-protein signaling 9-binding protein-like. Lineage: Eukaryota; Metazoa; Chordata; Amphibia; Anura; Pelobatidae. The record is from RefSeq and is a predicted model, not a curated record. The coding region runs from base 382 to 1176 and encodes 264 amino acids. The transcript is spliced from 3 exons. Gene Ontology annotation, biological process: G protein-coupled receptor signaling pathway. Gene Ontology annotation, cellular component: neuron projection.